AUGAGUGGCCUUCGAUUCCUCGAUCUCAUCAAACCCUUCUCGCCAAUCCUCCCCGAGGUGCAGCAACCGGAGACAAAGGUCCCUUUCAACCAAAAGUUGAUGUGGACGGGUUUGACCCUCUUGAUAUUUUUGGUCAUGAGCCAGAUGCCAUUGUAUGGUAUUGUGUCCUCUGACACCUCGGAUCCUCUAUACUGGCUGCGAAUGAUGUUGGCGAGUAACAGAGGAACGCUGAUGGAGCUGGGCAUUUCCCCAAUCAUCUCCUCGGGAAUGGUCUUCCAGCUUCUUGCUGGCACACACUUGAUCGAUGUCAACCUUGACCUGAAGUCUGACCGCGAGCUUUACCAGACUGCCCAGAAGCUUUUCGCCAUUAUCUUGUCAAUGGGACAGGCUACCGUUUAUGUUUUCACUGGUCUCUACGGUCAACCAUCCGACCUCGGUGCCGGUGUUGUAUUCCUCCUCAUCCUUCAAUUGGUUGUUGCUGGUUUGAUUGUAAUCCUUCUCGAUGAGCUCCUCCAGAAGGGCUACGGUCUGGGAAGCGGUAUCUCGCUCUUCAUUGCCACCAACAUUUGCGAGUCCAUUGUCUGGAAGGCUUUCUCCCCAACUACGAUCAAUACUGGACGUGGACCAGAGUUCGAGGGUGCCGUUAUUGCUCUCUUCCACCUCCUCUUCACCUGGCCAAACAAGCAACGCGCUCUCCAGGAGGCUUUCUACAGACAAAACCUGCCCAAUGUUAUGAACCUUAUCGCCACUCUUGUUGUGUUUUCGGCCGUCAUUUACCUCCAGGGUUUCCGUGUCGAGAUACCCGUCAAGUCUUCACGACAACGUGGCGCUCGCGGAUCAUACCCCGUCCGCCUCUUCUACACCUCUAACAUGCCUAUCAUGUUGCAAUCUGCUCUGUCCUCCAACGUCUUCCUGAUUAGCCAAAUGCUGUACUCCCGCUUCUCAGAGAACCUCCUCGUCCAACUAUUCGGUGUUUGGGAGCCAAAGGAUGGAUCUGCUCAGCUGUUCGCUACAUCUGGUCUUGCCUACUAUAUGUCUCCUCCAUUAAACCUCACUGAGGCUGCCUUGGACCCUAUUCACACUGCUGUCUACAUCAUCUAUAUGCUUGUUGCUUGCGCCGUCUUCUCCAAGACCUGGAUCGAGGUUUCCGGCUCCAGCCCCAGAGAUGUCGCCAAGCAGCUCAAGGACCAAGGUCUUGUCAUGGCCGGCCACAGAGAGCAGAGCAUGUACAAGGAGUUGAAGCGCAUCAUCCCAACUGCGGCUGCUUUCGGUGGUGCUUGCAUUGGUGGUCUUUCGGUUGCCAGUGACUUGAUGGGUGCCCUCGGAUCCGGAACCGGUAUCUUGCUGGCUGUCACCAUCAUAUACGGAUAUUUCGAAAUUGCGGCGAAGGAAGGUGAUAUGGCAUCUAUGAAGGGUAUGGUUAUGGGAUAA
Molecule: messenger RNA, 1431 nt
Organism: Drepanopeziza brunnea f. sp. 'multigermtubi' MB_m1
Lineage: Eukaryota; Fungi; Ascomycota; Leotiomycetes; Helotiales; Drepanopezizaceae
Biological process (GO): post-translational protein targeting to membrane, translocation; SRP-dependent cotranslational protein targeting to membrane, translocation
Cellular component (GO): membrane; Sec61 translocon complex
Molecular function (GO): ribosome binding; transmembrane protein transporter activity; signal sequence receptor activity
Source: RefSeq, a predicted model, not a curated record